AUGGCUGGCGCUGGGCGGCGCCGCCCCCUCAACCGCCUAGCCUGGAUCCGCUGCCGUACCUGGUCGAAGCAGCGCGGCGCAAAGUUGGGAGGCAGCAGCAGCGAAAGCGAUGGGAACCCCGAGCCCGUUGUCAAGCCGGUGGUCCACGACGGCGAUGUGGCCUCCAAGCAUGCCCUGAAGCUGGGGGGCGACGACGACGGCGGGACAUGCUCCCCCAAGUUAGGGAGCAGCGGCCACAAUGUUAGUCCGAAGCGUGCCAUCGAGGUUGAAGACGGAGGCGACGGCGGCAGCUGCAGUCCCAACAUGGGUACCUGUGGCUGCGAUGGGAGCCAGAAGCACCUCCAUCCUCCGGUGGUGCGUUCAAAUCCAGAAGGAGCUUGUCCAUGUGAACGACCGGUGAAUGUUUGA
Messenger RNA from Miscanthus lutarioriparius, 408 nucleotides. Lineage: Eukaryota; Viridiplantae; Streptophyta; Magnoliopsida; Poales; Poaceae. The record is from the annotation of a GenBank genome assembly.